GUGCGCGGAGACAGCAUGAGAGAGGCGGGUCCCCGGACGCUCUGGACUCGGCGGCCGUCUCUAUGGUCAGGCUCCGGGGGACGCCAUUUUGGUGCGCGCUUUGUUAUGGUUUGUGCAGAGCAGGAAGCGGGUAACGGCUUGAGGGGAGAGCAGCUGUUCCCGGUGUGACAGAGGGCCCGAGCGUCAGAGCAGUGACAGAUCCAGUAGCCUCUGAGUGCAUGACGUGAAGACAAGGGCCACAGAAUACCUGAUCAAUGGCACAUUACGUAUCUGGAGUAUAACGCAAAUAACAGAGGUCGCUGACCUACACUUCUUCUGAAACUUUUUUUUUUCUCCCCAUAGAUUUUUGCCUAUGUUGAUUAUAGAUAUGACUGAAUUUUUGGGUGUCUGUGUUUAGAGCCUCUCUGUCCUGCGACUAUGGCAGUGGGUGUUUUAUGCAUGUGAGCGCCUUGGACACGCCUCUUGGUAUUUUUUCACGAUUUUUGCCUUCCGAUUGCCAGUUGUCGUUUUCAUCUUUAGAAAUUAAUGAGGGCAUCAACCAGGUGUAGAGGAUUGGCGCAAGAGCGGACUUCCAGUCAUAAAUCCCUGGCAGUGUUUUUGUAAGACUGAAUGGGUCAUUUUGUAUGAUCACAACACUCUUCCACAUUGACUACACAAGAACACACCAAUCUGUUUCAUGAGCAGAAUGAGCACUUAGUGACAAGUUUGAGAUAAGGGGCAAGCUGGCAUGUAGAAACGGGGUGUUUACCCUGCCAGUCGAUUUGAGGGGCUGCCCUUAUCACCCCCUCUUGCCCAACAUAGCUACACAUAUCGAAGACCUCCCAACUGUCCUACAAAACUGGAAGAGGCUGCCCUGCGUGCUCAGACUGAGGGCAGAGCCUGUCCUGGCCAUGAGGGUUAAUGCCUCGAUUCACUGCUAGAAGAUCUACAACCUAAAUGGCGCAGCAUGACUUUGUUCCUGCUUGGCUUAGCUUCUCCACACCUCAGUCCACCAAGUCCUCUGCAGGCGUUGUUGAGAAACAUGGAGAGCACCUUCCCAGGGGUGAGGGCCGCCUGGGGGUGAGUCGCCGAAGACACAAUUCAUCUGAUGGAUUCUUCAACAACGGACCCCUCCGCACCACAGGAGACUCGUGGCACCAGCCAUCCCUCCUGCGCCAUGAUUCGGUGGACUCUGGAGUCUCGAAAGGCACCAACCAGUCUUCACAACCAGGGUGGCAUGGGGCUCACCGGGGUCAGCAGGAUGGUGCGGUGCAGAGAGGAAAUGGCGGUAGCGGGACAGGCAGCGGCGGCCAUCGUCACCGGAAUGGCAGCGCCCUCUCUCGUAAGAAUGCUUCCAUGCAAGACAAGCAGACGGCCGAGACCAGAGAGGAAAAGAACGCGGAGCGGAAAAAGCUGCAGUUCGAGGAGGAGGACUUUCCAUCAUUAAAUCCUGAGACUGGGAAGCAGGUCAUUCAGAGCAAGCAAACUGGGACCCCUACAGGAGUUUGGGAAAACCCUCCCAGUGCCAAGCAGCCACUCAAGAUGCUGGUCAUCAAGAAGAUCUCCAAAGAGGACCCAUCUGCUUUCUCCGCUGCGUUUGCAUCACCCGUACCUCACCUCUCCAACGGCAACAACAAGACCAGCCCCUCUGGGCCAAUUGUGUACAAAAAUCUGGUCCCUAAACCAGCAGCCUCCUCCACCAAGCCCAGUCCCUGGAAGUCCAAUGGUCGGGAGACCAAAUCUUCAUCCUUAUUUUACAACAGAGACUCCGCUUUCACCAGCCCAGUGUUGGCGCCAGCACCUGUGUUGUCAUCACCCAAAGAGCAGGGCACGUCCAGUGUUACCCCACCACUGGAGCUCAGCAUUUCACGGCUAACUCGCAUGACCCGACGUGUCCCCGACAAGAAGAGUGAGUUUCUGAAGGCGCUAAAGGAUGAGCAAGAUACGGACCAGGCUGAAGACAGGGAUGGCGAAAAACUGGAAGAUGUGCAAAAUCAGAGCCCUUCCGAUCUGAAUGACACUGAUGGGGAGCACAUUGAGAGAGGCCGACCUCACAACGGCAUCUCUGGUUCUCAGGAAGAGAGUAGGGAUCGGCUGUCAUACUCACUGGAAGCAGAGCACAGAUUAUUGAAAGAAAUGGGAUGGCAGGAGUCUCCUGAGAAUGAUGAGGACUGUCUGCCGCUAACUGAAGAGGAACUUCGUGAAUUCCAGAUUAAAUCCCAGCGGCUAAGACUAAAUGGUAUGGGACAAAAUGGCUUCCUGAGGCAGCCACGAAGAUGUGCGCUGCUCUUUGCUUGGCGAUGCCCUCUGACCCCUGACCCUAGCGAGUGCUCGGACACAGACACAAGCAGCACAGACACUUCAGAUGACGAAUCUUGAUCACGGAGAGACACUGCAAAAAUCGCCUGGUCCCAGUUGUUCACUGCACUACGCCGUGUGCGUGUACAGGAUAUAGUCUAUGGGGUGGGGAGAUAAAACACGUUGUUGUGUUUUUCAGUCUCGAGCCCCCCCGCUACAAGAGCUCCCCCCCGGCCUUGCUUCCAGAGUAGCUGUUGAGUAUUUUGUGAAAAACAGGAAGUGAAGUCACAGCUUUUCAGGGGGUGGGUUCACUUUGUCCUUUCUAUGCUUCCUAGAAACAACUUGUUUUGUAUAAGCUCUGGAGCCUAGAGGGAUGCGUUAAGGUUUUUUUUUUUGUUUGUUUGUUUGUUUUUUUUGUUUUGUUCCUUCUUGUUUUUAAUGGAGUCUGGCAUACAAAUCAUCGCAGUUGACAAAGCUUCUAACAGUAUUUCAAAUUAAAUCAAAGUUAACCCACUAAAAUCAAUCACUGUUUUGGUAAACCUUCACCUUUCAAGUUUGAUCAUCCUGAUCGCGAUGAUAUCUCGAUGUAAUGCAGCGUUAGUCAUGGCGGGUACUUUGUCUUCGAGCAAUCUAGCUUGUAUUUUGUUUUAUUAAGGGGGAAUAAUUUGCAUAUGUAAAAUAUUCAGAGGAAUUUUUUUUUUUUUUUUCAUUUUUUUUUUUCUUGUUUUUUUUUCUUCUUAAAGCCUUGACAUUCAGGGUGGAUUGUAAAAUAAAACAAGAUUUGGGUAAAAAUAACCAUUCUUGGGGAAGAUUUCAGAAGAUUAUUUUGAAAACAUUAUUUACAGAUGAAAGAAAACUGGUUAUCUGUGUGUGAGGACGACGUCAGCACAGCAGCUAAUAACUUGGAAUAAAUAUUUUGCAUCAGUUUGCCAAAA
This is a messenger RNA of Pseudophryne corroboree (corroboree frog), 3212 nucleotides long. RefSeq names its product GC-rich promoter binding protein 1 like 1 (gene GPBP1L1). Lineage: Eukaryota; Metazoa; Chordata; Amphibia; Anura; Myobatrachidae. The transcript is spliced from 13 exons. Bases 937 to 2358 code for a protein of 473 amino acids. Gene Ontology annotation, cellular component: nucleus. The record is from RefSeq and is a predicted model, not a curated record. Gene Ontology annotation, molecular function: RNA binding; DNA binding. Gene Ontology annotation, biological process: DNA-templated transcription; positive regulation of DNA-templated transcription.